Messenger RNA from Acanthopagrus latus (yellowfin seabream), 2463 nucleotides. It is a transcript of the gene sowahab, whose product is annotated as sosondowah ankyrin repeat domain family member Ab. The record is from RefSeq and is a predicted model, not a curated record. Lineage: Eukaryota; Metazoa; Chordata; Actinopteri; Spariformes; Sparidae. Gene Ontology annotation, molecular function: protein binding. The transcript has a single exon. The coding region runs from base 420 to 1748 and encodes 442 amino acids.
CAUUACCUCAUUAAUAUGGUGAAUAUUAAUAUUCUGAGUUUGAAUUUUAAUCUCCAAAACUACAUAGUGCCCCUUUAAACUAGACACAAGACAGAUGUAAAGAUUAAAAUAUCGCUCAACUCUGGCAUCAUUCUACAUCAUUCGACUCUUAUCUCUUUAUGUAUUAAACAAAUAACACAGUAGCAGCAGCUCUGAUGGUGAUCUGCCGUCCUGCCCACAGACGGUGUAACGGGGGUGAGUCGUGACAUCAGCGGGGUGAUGAUGAGCGAAGAGCCGCCGGAAGCAGCAGGUUGGUGGAGGAGGACCACAGAGAGAGGGGAGCGCGGAGGACGAAGAGAUUACCCCCCUGGCUUUAUGUAAGCAACCCCUGCUCUAUCUUUUCAAAAAAAAAAAAAAAAAAAAAAAAAGUUGGACAAAACAUGGCUCUGACCCAAGAGGCUCUCCUUUCUUUCCUGCUGGAGCGCGGAGGCAGAGUGAAGAACUCGGAGCUGCUCCACAAUUUCAGGAGUCAGAUCAGCUGCAGCGAUCCCGCGGAAAAGCAGCACAAUAGGGACCUUUUCAAGAAGUUGGUGAACAGCGUCGCCGUGGUCAAACAGGUCGACGGGGUGAAGUUCGUGGUGGUGAAGAAACGGUACCAGGAUUUCGUCAGGGAGGUGGAGCACGAUGCCGAUGCCGCCGCGCGCACGCAGCCGACGGGCGAGGACAGCUUCUCGAGCCGCAACACGAGCUUCUCCUACGCGUCUCCUCCUCGCCGAGCCCCGUCGGCCGGGACGAUCUACGCCGACAUCGAGAACAACAAUGUGCGCUUCCCCUCGGACGCACACGAGAGGCGUUACGGCGAUGCCAGAGGGAGUGUGCGGGACAUUGGCGGCGCGGAUACAACCACCGUCAAAGUCCUGAAUAUCUCCGCGGAUCAGCCGAGCAGAGCGGGGAAAUCAGGAGCCGUGUUCGCGGUCAUAGCGGUGAAAUCCCCACCGAGAGCACCGGGGACGCAGGCUGGGUUACACUCCCAAGUGCAUCACAGUGAACCUGCAGACAGACCGGUCACCAAGGUGUCCGCAACAUCAGUGCCAAAUCUGAACUUCCCAGCCUGCAGGAAGGUUGCACUGAGUGGCCCCCAAUGUGGGAAAAACAGACAGGCAGAGGAGCCCCCCCAGGUGAGGCCCCCCAGCAAGACCACAAGACAGGGAGAUGAUGCCAAGUACUCAGAGUCUGUGCCUCUCGAGCCAGCGGCCCAUGAGUGGUUGGUGAAGUGUGCUGCAGGACUGUGGGGGCAGAUCUACGGCCUGCUGCUGCAGGACACACGCUUGGCACACAAGAAGGACUUCAUGUCAGGCUUCACAGCCCUGCACUGGGCCGCCAAGGACGGCAACAGCGAGAUGAUACGCAAGCUCAUGGACGUGUCCAGGAAGAGGGGCACUUGUGUCAACGUCAACAGCAAAGCGCACGGUGGAUACACACCUCUACACAUCGCAGCCAUACACGGCCACACGGAGGUGAUGGUGCUGCUGGUGCAGAAGUAUGGAGCCAACGUGAACGAGAGAGAUAACGAUGGGAAGAAGGCCUCCCACUACCUGGGCAAAGGCGUGCCAGGUGAGGUCAGAGGACUUCUGGGGGGACCGCAGCAGAGCAAGACAGAGGACGAGGAGUACAGGGAGCAGUCCAGAGGAUUCAGCACCAUCAGCAAGCUGUUCCAGCCUCACACAGGGAAGAAACAAAAGACAGCAAAGUUUUCUCAUGACUGGUGAGGACGACAGAAGCUGUGAGAUGGACAGGACAGAGGUCAGAGACAUGGUACUGGAGGGUGGCAAGUUUAUCAAAAGUCCACGUCUGGAUUUGACCUUCAAGUUUAAGGUCACGGUUUGAUGUGCAAAAAGUUGUAUCGCUGACGGCUGUGCUGCUGUUAGACACAUGGUUUUGUAUAGAUCGACAUAUCUGUGGCGUUGUGCUCCGACAACUGUCAUUUACAUACUGAAAAUCUUCUUCAACUGAACAGGGACAUUUGACAAGUUUGACUUUAUGAUGGAGGCUCCUGCAGGCAAGAUCAAAAAAUAUUUAACAAAAAUCAAGAUUUAAACGAACGGCCUUUUGAAUUCGAUGAUCGAAUUUGAAAGCUCAUUUAAAUCGAUUUUUUGAUUUAGAAAUUGACACCCUGACACCCCUAGAUAUCAUGUCUCUGUUUGUAUAUCAUGAUGUAUAUAUAUAAACACGACUUGUUGAUUCUCCCUCAGAUCACUUUAAGUGUAUUACAGAUGUACAGUCUCUCAGUACUUACUACUUGUACAGUGUAUCACUGUUGGUUAUGCUAUUUAUGAAUAGUAUUUAUAAUUGAAUCAUCUUUAAGUAGUAGAACUACAUGUAUUAGCACUUAAUUAACCCAUUUAAUGUAUUUAUCCUACUAAUAACAAAAUCAGAGAGCGAGUCACAUGUAUUUCCAUCACCUGAUGUGUAAUAAACAUUCAG